UGACGCUUCCCGUUACUCCCAGGAGAAGAAGCAGCAGAAACCAACGCAAAGCGCACAGCUGGGAAACUCCUGCGACUUUAUGGCAAUCAACUAAAAGGGUAGUCGGCCCUCUGAUAGUUAUUUUUUAUUACUCUGAUUGUGUAUGGAAAGUGCUCCUGGAUGGACCUGGGGGAAAACAGCUGGUCCAUGGUCAAGCGAGAAGUUUCCAGCAGCCCAGGCUCGCCGGCCGAGCAGAGCUACCUGCCCGCUGACAGCAGCAGGAGGGACGGGACCACGCCUCCGAGUGAGCUGGACGUGCUGGGCCACCGCCGCCCGGACAGGUCGCUUCACUCCUACCUUCAUUUCGGACACCACGGCAACGCCACGAGCGCCGGCGAGGACAUCCCGCUGUUUACGGACUUGGAUCAGGGGAGCAAGCUCGUCCUCUCCGCCGGAGCGCACAAGACCAGCCUGCUGGUGGACCCCGCAGACAUGUACCAAACUUUGGCCAUCGCCGCAGCCCAGAGCCAGACUGGAUAUGAUUCUUCCUCCGGUGGUUACAUGCACUCCAGCCCUAACUCCCCGGUCUACGUCCCCAGCUCCAGGGUAAACCCGAUGAUCUCCAGCCUCUCCUAUCUGCAGGCUGGCGGCUCUGCGCAAUCCGCGCACGGCGUCUCCAGCCACUCUGUUUGGUCGCAGUCCAACCCGGAGAGCCCAUCGUCCUACAGCGCCGGGAGCCCUCACACCACCAGCCGGUUCCACUACCCCCCUAGUCCGCCUAUGAACAACGGGACCCCCAGGGACAGUAGCUACACAAACACGCUGAAUGUGGGCAGCAGGGACCAGUACGGCCUCUCCCGGCCCCUCAGUGGGACCUAUCCGAACCCAUACUCCCCUUAUGUGACACCGCAGCUACCCUCACCUUGGACCGGGGGACCUUUUGAUAACACCAUGCUGCACACUUUGCAAAGCAGGGGAGCGCCCUUGAUUAGAGGUCCAAACGGAGUUUCAGAUAUCCUGGAGGACAUGGCGGAGAGUAGGGAAUGCGUGAACUGCGGCUCCAUCUCCACGCCGCUGUGGAGGCGCGACGGCACGGGCCACUUUCUCUGCAACGCCUGCGGCCUCUACAGCAAAAUGAAUGGGCUGAGCCGACCAUUAAUUAAACCACAGAAAAGGACGUCAACCUCCAGAAGAAUCGGCCUCUCCUGCGCAAACUGUCAGACAAGCACAACGACCUUGUGGCGUAGGAAUGCAGAAGGAGAACCAGUAUGUAACGCAUGUGGCCUCUACACUAAGCUACACGGGGUACCUCGGCCGCUCGCCAUGAAGAAAGAGGGGAUCCAGACACGAAAAAGAAAACCCAAAACUUUAAAUAAAACCAAAGGAUCUUCAGGCACCAACAACUCUGUCUCCAUGACUCCCACAUCCACCUCCUCAUCCAAUUCUGAAGACUGCUCCAAAACAAGCUCUCCCUCUGCACAAGUCUCAGGGGUCACUUCGUCCGUCCUGCCUGGCUCAGGGGAAGCAACCGGCUCAGGCUCAGUGGUGAAAUACCCGGGACAGGACAGCCUGUACACCAGUGUGGGUUUGACCCAGCCGUCAGAUGUAGCUUCGGUGAGGGGGGAACCCUGGUGCCCUAUGGCUUUAGCCUAAACACUCAAAGUUUUGUGCGUGUAUGUGUGGACAAAAAUCCAUGACCUCUCCUGUUAUGUCUGGACACUAAGAUGUGGAUAUAUCUGGAGGAUAGUGUUUGCCCCCCUCGAUUUCCAAAUGUGCCCCCCCCACCCCAGCCGAUGCAAAAAGAAUCCAACACGGAGGGAAAAUGCGGGCUAGACAAGCACCAGUCAGAGUUUAACCUUGAUCCAUGCAUGGAAUUUCUGGGAUUGGUGCUGGCAUUUUGCAGUCAGUGGCAAUGUCAUGGUGAACAAUCAGUCAGGUGGCGUGCACUGGAUGGUUUUUAAGCCUGUUGUUCACUCUGAUCUCUACUGCCAGUGGUUUUGUAAAGAAAAAAAAGCCAUCCUGUAAAUAACGGAUCUCCCCUCCGCAGAAAACACUGCUGAUUGGACAAGAGUGCUUGAUGAAGCAAUGAGGACGUUUAGAUUGUUGUUCUUUUUUUUUUCUCCCCACAACUGGAAUCACGCCGUAAGUGCUGAGAUGACUUUGAUGAAUCAAAAUAAAAAAUAUAUAUAUAUUUAUAAAUCUCCAAAUGUUGAGAAUGUGGCUAUGAUUGUUAAUAAAGAUAUCAAUAUAGAGCAGAUGUUAAACCAUUCUGAUGUCUUUUUUUUAUUAUUAUUUUGUUGAAGUGUUGUUGAAUCUGCACGUGUUUUCCACUGAGAGCUCUUACUGCUUGUAUUGAAAGUAGUUUGGUAAAAACAGGGUAUAAGUGUCAGUGUUUUCUUUCUUUAAUCAUUUGCUUCAUAACAUGCAAAUUAUUGCUUCCUUCUUGUUUUAUACAUUAAAACAUUGUCAGAACUAGGGAUGAGUAAGGUACUAUUCUUAAAAGAUGUUUGCAUGCUACAGGAUGAUGUGUUUGAACAAACCUUAGCCAGUAUAUCAGAACGGCUUCACUACCUGACUUACCAUAAACUUUACGUAUUUUACUAUCCCAGCAUGUAAUGUUUUGUCCUUUUUCAACAUAAAAUUAGAUUAAAGUGGAGUGUACGGUCACUGCUUUAAUACUUCAUGUUAAAUUGAUUUGAUUAAUCACUGUAAUGAUUUUAAAAUGGACUAUUAGGGGAUUAUGUGCUUUGUUUUGGCGGAGCAAAAUGACUGGGAUCCAGAGUCAGCCUAAAGCAUUCGUGUAUGAAGUAAAUGUGGGGGGCUUUGAACUUUUUUGUGCAAAUGAAUGUAGCCGGACCGUUUUCCUAAGUAAAAUAUAUUGCAGCUGUUCUUUAGCUUCACCAACAUUCCACAUAACUGCAGAAAUUAUUAACAAAAUUUAGAACAUGGUAGCUAAAAGGAACCCAAAUCCAUUUCUGUUAAGGGACGGUUCCAUGCGCCCUGAAACAGCCCUGCACCGCCUCUGCUGGAGUUGACCACCCGAUAAAUUCUUGAGUUCUUUGUCAUGUUUUGGAACUUAUUUUUAAAGAAAAAGUAAAUCUAAUCAACUCCAAAGAGACUGAAACUUGGAAGCAGUUUUAUGAAUUUAAUGUUGGCUUCUUCUUAUAGAACUUGCUUCAAUUUUGUAAAGAUCUUGUCAUUCCCUCCCAUGGACUUAUUUAUUUCUUAGAAUAACAUG
This is a messenger RNA of Cyprinodon variegatus (sheepshead minnow), 3217 nucleotides long. RefSeq names its product GATA binding protein 6 (gene gata6). Gene Ontology annotation, cellular component: nucleus. The transcript has 7 exons. Gene Ontology annotation, molecular function: DNA-binding transcription factor activity, RNA polymerase II-specific; RNA polymerase II cis-regulatory region sequence-specific DNA binding; zinc ion binding. NCBI's taxonomy places the organism in Eukaryota, Metazoa, Chordata, Actinopteri, Cyprinodontiformes, Cyprinodontidae. Gene Ontology annotation, biological process: negative regulation of transcription by RNA polymerase II; cell fate commitment; positive regulation of transcription by RNA polymerase II. Bases 160 to 1632 code for a protein of 490 amino acids. The record is from RefSeq and is a predicted model, not a curated record.